Messenger RNA from Ctenopharyngodon idella (grass carp), 1469 nucleotides. RefSeq names its product ER lumen protein-retaining receptor 3. The transcript is spliced from 6 exons. NCBI's taxonomy places the organism in Eukaryota, Metazoa, Chordata, Actinopteri, Cypriniformes, Xenocyprididae. Gene Ontology annotation, molecular function: ER lumen protein retrieval receptor activity. Gene Ontology annotation, cellular component: cis-Golgi network; membrane; endoplasmic reticulum. The record is from RefSeq and is a predicted model, not a curated record. Gene Ontology annotation, biological process: protein retention in ER lumen; endoplasmic reticulum to Golgi vesicle-mediated transport. Bases 231 to 878 code for a protein of 215 amino acids.
AGCUGAGGCGCGUUCUCUUUAAAUGCGCGCGCCGCAGGGGGUGUGACGCGGGUCGUGAACGUGCGCCGUGAGGAAACCCGGAUCCUGGUCUCGCGGACCUUCAGCCACGUCACCGAUCAGCGGCGCGAGCGCACAGACCAGCGGAUACCAUCAGAGAGUUACAGACGAACAUCUGAUCUGAGAACAUCUGCAAAACUGUUUAAAUCCAGCGCUGAUUACUGAUCUAUAAGAUGAAUAUCUUCCGACUGUCUGGAGAUGUUUGUCAUCUGGUCGCCAUCAUUAUUCUGUUUCUGAAGAUCUGGAGAUCCAAAUCAUGCGCAGGUAUUUCUGGGAAGUCUCAGGUGCUGUUCGCGCUGGUCUUCACCACCAGAUAUCUGGACCUGUUCACUGCCUUCAUCUCCAUCUACAACACUGUCAUGAAGGUGGUGUAUCUGGUCUUGGCUUACGCCACUGUCAGCCUCAUCUACUUUCGCUUCAGGAACUCAUACGACUCUGAGAGCGAUUCGUUCCGUGUGGAGUUCCUGCUGGUGCCGGUGGCUGGCCUGUCGUUCCUGGAGAACUAUGCCUUUACGCCGCUGGAGAUUAUGUGGACGUUCUCCAUCUAUCUGGAGUCGGUGGCCAUCCUGCCGCAGCUGUUCAUGAUCACUAAGACAGGUGAGGCCGAGUCCAUCACCACACACUACCUGUUCUUCCUGGGUCUGUACCGCACUCUUUACCUCGGUAACUGGGUGUGGCGCUAUCACGUGGAGGGAUUCUUCGACCAGAUCGCUGUGGUGUCCGGCGUCGUCCAGACCAUCUUCUACUGUGACUUCUUCUAUCUCUACUUCACCAGAGUGCUGAGAGGAAGUGGAAAGAUGACACUGCCAAUGCCAGUGUGAGUUAUUGGAUCAGGCCCCACCCCUUCGAUAGACCACGCCCACCAGUGACAUCAUUGCCGUCUGCCACUGUAGUUCUUUUGUGUGAGCUGCAUGUGCGUCUGCGGUGUAAUCGUGCCUUACAGUGAUCAGAUCUGCUGGACGAGUCUCGUAUUUGAUGCCUUAAUGUUUCUGUUCAUAAAGAAAGUGUGUGUCUGUGUGUGUGUUUGAGUGAGUGAGUGUGUGUAACACUCCACAUUCUUCGGUUCAUAGCUUUGUUUCUCUUUUAUUCUAACAGUCUUGUUUAGUUUUUUUUUCUGUAGUUAAUUUGAUAAAUGAUUUUGUUGUUUAUCAUCACCACCUAUGCAAUGUUCUUGCAUUCUGUUAAGGGACGUUUGAUUGGGAUCUUUAUGUGUUUGAGUGCCAAUACACCAGCGAAAAUCAUGAAUGUUUGUAUAAACCACAUUUCAGUCUGAGAAUGACAUCUAACAGAUGUCUGGCAAUAUCAUAAUGAUUUUUUAAUUAGCUUAUAUGAAGAUGGACAGUUUAUCUAUCCUCGUUUUUAUAAAGUGUGUUUUAUAAAGCAUGUCAAUAAACUGUUUCUCUUUCUGCGGA